AUCAGUGUUCCGUUGACUUCUGACCGAUGCGAAACGGGAUAAGAACGAGCGAGCGAGAGUUGUCGUAUUGUGGAUGCGUGUUGUUGCGGGAAGUGAAAGAAAACUUGUGAGAAUUCAUCGAUAAACUUCUGUUGAGUGUUUGGUACUAAAACUGCGAAAAGAGGAUAAUUCUGGAGACCAGUGAUGGUGGUUGGUGCUUAAUUAUGUGAAUUGGAAUAGGUUGAAGUAAUCAUGCAGAAUCAUCUCAACAGCAGUCGAGUGCAGUGUGGAGCCGUUUCGGUACUGUUGGUGCUUCUGAUCACAUCCCAAGUGUGUUCUUUGCAAGGUGACAAUGUGUGCUAUCGAUACGAGAGCUACAUCGAAACGGAAACCAUUCCACGCAAUCAAACGGUGCAGGUACUAACGCGUCAGUGGUGUCUGGAGAUACCGCCUAGAUGCACCUCGUAUCGUACCGAAAUCAAGGAAGUGUUUGUUAAGCAGAACGUCACCAAGACGCGACGCGUUGAGUUCUGCUGUGAAGGGUAUCAGGAACGACGUACCGGAAACGGAACCACCACCGAGUGUCGUCCAAUAUGUCGGGGUGGAUGCAUCCACGGCGAAUGUUUGGCGCCGAAUGUAUGCAGUUGCGAGGCUGGAUUUGGUGGUAAACAUUGUCUGCAGAGAUGUCGAAACGGAACGUGGGGUGUGAACUGUCGGAAUCGAUGCCACUGUCAGAACUAUUCGCAUUGUGACACAAAAACUGGACACUGUCGGUGCAAUGAGGGCUGGAUGGGGAAAUUCUGUGAAACUCCUUGCCCGGAAGGUUUCUUUGGAACGAUGUGUAUCAGCAAGUGUAACUGCACCACGCGCUCUUGUCAUCCGCAGACGGGCAUCUGUAUGCCGGACGAUGAGAUAGUCAUGUUCGACAACAUUACACGCACGAUUGAGAACAGUUACUCCUCCGAAAGCACCGAACGAAUAUCUGCCGAACAGUGGAUCAAAGUCGAUAAUGAAACACUUUGGACGACUAGCAGUACAACGACGGCCCCCGACCUUUCCACGGCCUCUUCUAGCACGGCGAGCACAUCGCACACUUCCCCAGAGAAUCCCACCUCCACCACCACGACGACGGAAGCGACCGGCCAAAUGCUACCGAACGCAACCUACGCCGAGUCUUACCACGAGUACCUGCCAAACAACACCGAGAUGAGCAUGGUCCUCACGAAAGGUCACUCACGAUCGGCCAGCAACGAAAGUGUGUACGAGCUGGUGACGACCACUUCUCGCGUCGAGAUCACCUUCAUCGAUACGGCGGUAAAGAAGAUUGAGGAUCCCUCCACGAUCAACACCACGUCCCAGGGGGAAGAAUUACCCGCCAUUGCGACGGACGGCACGAACGAAACGGACACACAGCUGGUCUAUCUGGAGUCGGAAAAUCAUCCCGUGCUGGUCGGUAUCUCCGGGGACGGUACGGCACAGAGUGAGGCCGCCGAUCGACAGGCAUUCGUCACGAUCUCCUGUCUGCUAAUCACACUUGCCCUACUGCUGUCGGUGGUCGUCUACAUGAAGCGGUUGAAUAGGAAAACGCUUGCAAAACCAGCACCCACUGCACCGCCACCGGUGAAGAUUGUGGACGAGAGUGUUCAGACGGGGAACGAUUCGAAUCGUACGUCCGAUCCCCUUCCCGAUCUGCCACACGUAACGUACACGAGGGUUAAACCGAAACUGCAAAGGAAUGGAGAUAUCGAACACUACGACGUUCCGCCGAACAAUAGCUUCAUCCAUCGGGCUAAAUCAUCGCCUUAUAACUACAACUUUUCGCUCAAUCAAAAGCAACCACCGCGAAAGUAUAGCCUUGAGCAUAUCUACGACGAAAUUCAGUAUCCACCGUUGGCGGAAGUGGGGAACGGCGCGGACCAGCCCGAUAAGUUGACGGUCCAGCUGGAUGUGAAGGAUGACAGCUACUCCAAACCGACGGUUCCCACGUAGCUGUUAGAUUUAAGGUUUGGAUAUUAAUAAACGAGUGUUUUUUUUAAUUAAACAAAGAAAAAGUGA
Molecule: messenger RNA, 2034 nt
Organism: Anopheles stephensi (Asian malaria mosquito)
Lineage: Eukaryota; Metazoa; Arthropoda; Insecta; Diptera; Culicidae
Gene: NimA
Product: cell wall protein DAN4
Exons: 6
Coding region: 232-1968 (578 amino acids)
Cellular component (GO): membrane
Molecular function (GO): protein binding
Source: RefSeq, a predicted model, not a curated record